Anopheles darlingi is the source of this 8146-nucleotide messenger RNA. RefSeq names its product sorbin and SH3 domain-containing protein 1 (gene CAP). Bases 935 to 6862 code for a protein of 1975 amino acids. Lineage: Eukaryota; Metazoa; Arthropoda; Insecta; Diptera; Culicidae. The record is from RefSeq and is a predicted model, not a curated record. Gene Ontology annotation, molecular function: protein binding. The transcript has 18 exons.
UUUUGUGCUAGAAGCCCUAUAACUAUGUGAUAGAAGCCAUGAUGUAAAUGCCGUGUGGCAUGAUUUGGUUAAAUACUUCUUAGUCGUUACCGGUGCUUGUUCGCGCGUGCUCUAUCCCUACAGCCCAACUUUAGGUUCUCGAGUGUUUACGGUUUCGUACGGGUAGCGCUGUUCAUAAUCGUCCAGAAACCGAACCCGUGAAUGUGCCCGUGAGCACUAUGUGCUUAUACGGAAGCGGAUCCGGUAAAGUCUACAAAGUCUGUGAUAACGAAAUAACCAGCGAUACGCGAUUAGAUAGGUUACAUGUGCUUUUAAGUGUAUCCAAAGACGACGCGUUCCGAACACAUUUUGUCACGCUCGGUCGGAAUUGAACGUUUGCUAACGAAUUAGCGGUUUCCAUCCAUUCAUCCGUAGCGGCUCUGAAGAAACGGUUUGGCUCCUCAGUUUAUAUGCAAAUCACGCGCCGCCAACAAGACGAAGGAUCACCAAAUUUGUUUGCACAACAGUGUUUAGAUGCCAACGUCAUCAUCAAACACUAACACAACUGCAUACGAUGCGAAUGGUAGAACGCUCUAGCUCCAUCAACACACCUUUCUAGCACGGAACCCCCAUUUUCGGUUGCAUGGAAAGUGUGCAAAUGGGGUAUACCAAAUCUGCGAAGCUGUUGCUUCAAAGUCUGAAUAAGUGUUGGUAGUGCGUUGGUCUCGCUAUAGUUGACAACAUACGAUCGGCGUUUCGCUCUCGCUCGUUCUAAUGUUGGUGAGCAUGACACUGAUAAUAGGCUCGAAACGCAUACCGCCGUUCCGUGAGGGGUCUCUUUCAAUCGUGUAUUGGUUGAACCCGUAGUAACCGUAUCGGUGAUAGCGAUAGCGUAAGCGGAUAAAAUAAUACUUGGCUUGGAGAGUGUCACCGUGCGUCCCCUCGGCUCGAAAACAUGAAGUGUAGUUCGUGCAUCGGUGGCGGCCGACGCAGUCUUUCGAGUAGUGACCAUGAAUCAAGCUCACCGUUGUCGUCUCCCGUAACAAAAGCAAAUCAGUUAGAACAUAGCAUGGCUGCAAAUAACCAAAAACCAAUAGGAGCAGAAGACUCUUCGACUGGCAGACCACCAUCGAUCACCAUCGAAGAACUCGAUGAUGAGGUAUUCGACAACACAAAGGAAGAGGAAUUGUGUCGCCAAAUGCAGCGCUACACACAGGAGUUAAAUGAUUUCGACGAUACCUUCACCUAUCUACUGGCGCCUCCAUCUGUUGCAAGGUUAGAAGUGAUACAUGAGGAGGAUAGCGGUGAUGCUUGCAGUGACUGCAGCGCCAAUGAAAAUCCCGAGCCACGCGACGCACCUGAUCCUCCUAGCACCAGAAAAGUGAAACAAUUUAGUCCAGCGAAAAUGUUACGUGAUUUGCUGCGUUAUCGUAGGGGGCGUUCGAAGCAACGUCAUUUCGAGAGACAAGAGCCAACCACCUGUUUACUCGUGGGUGCUAAGGAGAGCACCAUUGCACCGACAGAAUACCGGAGCGUCUGCACCACCGAGACGGUCGAUUGCGAAAAACUGGAAGUAGAGUUCGUAAACGUUGGAUCCAACUCCAGUAGUAUGGAUGAUCUAAGCGAUAUAGACGAAGGUGCCCCGAUUCACAAAAAAACACGAAAUCUAAAAUCGCUGCAGUUUAAUGUUGACUUUCAAUUCUCUAAUUCAGAUACCGCAGAUCAUGCGGAUAAAGCUGGUGAUGACCAUACUCGAACUAAACCGCUCAACCAAGCGCAGGUGAACCACAUAACCAUCACAGAGAUCGACAAUGACCGCUAUAACACACAACGAGACAGCCCUCAAGCAACAGAGUCACCAAUAGUGGAACAGCACAUCACAGAAUAUAUCACAGUGUCUUCAAACGAUCAACAGACGUGUGCUUCUGCACCUGCAAGAAAGAGUCACGAAGAGGAUCAUCUACCAAAGACAGGACGGAAACCCCCUGAAGCUGGUGAGCCUGGGGCGCCCCAUCACACGACGCCUCCUGCAUCAUCCACCUCCACCCAAAGGUCAACCCCAAAUCUGCGACUCGAAGCUGAUGUCGUUGGUGUGUGUGAUCACACCAAUGACGAGAGAACGACGGAAAAUUCUCUUGUGGUGACCGAUGAUGAGAAAAUCCGCGCGAGGACGAUGCUCGCGGGAAACCGAGCUCAAGCAGACCUUAGUAGUUCGGAACCUGUCGCGAAGGUUCGUGAUCGUGUGGUAUCGGCAAUAGACGUGAAGGAAAAUGUGACCGAGUUGUUUUCCGUUUGCUCAUCAGCCCUAGAAAACGAUCGAGCCGAUAGCUACGCUUUAGGUGUUCCUAGUGUGCCUCAAGUAGAUUCAUCGAUUGUGGUGAAUCAUUGGUCUCAAAACGAGGAUCCUUGCUUUGGGAAAAUCAUGACCCUCGACAACGGAGUGGUGACUGACACCGUGGUGGAAAAUAGCGGGGAUGCAGGGACACCUCACUACAACUCAUCGUCACUACUACCAGCAGAGAGUAUCCCAUUGCCACAAAAUCCGUUGACAAAAGCAAAGACUUAUGUCGAACCAACCCCAAGCGACACUGACGUAGCAAGUGUGACUAAUUUGGCACAUUCGGCCGAUCAGAUAUCCGGUCCACCUAUACCUCCACCCUUACCGCCACCUCCUGCGGUUGUACUGUUACCGGUAACCGUUGAAGCCCUGUCGGCACCGUCUGCCUCGGUAUCGGUUACAUCUAACGAUGGUCAAAUUCAUAGUGGCGAUCAUUCUCGUAAAGCUGAUCAUGCAGAUGCUGAUUCGAAUAGUACGCAAGAUAGUGUCUCUGCAGUAGUACAACCAGUAGUGUCCGCUGAGAAUCUGAGUGUAUCGUUGCAAUAUAUCCGAGAAGAUAUUGUUUCUUCGCAGGAAACGGAAGAAAAGGCCAGUUCCUCCAAUCACCAAAAUUCGAGGAUAAAAUCGUCUGAUGCUUCGGCAGGAAAGCGCAAACCGAUCGCUAUCCCUCGCGGUAAUAGCGGUGAUCCGGGAAAGAACAACAGCAACCAUGGACCAAAAAUAGAACAGUCCCAUGCUGGCAGCGGUAGCAGUGGUCAGUACUUCAUUAAUGGUGGUUUUGAAGCAGCUGCGCCGCAUAUUCAAACGACGGUUGACUUAGCGCAAAAGGCUGCCAGUGGGAUGAGUGAAGUGGGCGUAGUCCACGCUCCAGUGACUGACGAAGGUCCACGGUCGAUCGACUUACGUUCUGAAGUAACACGCAUGAAAGACCAAGAACUACAGGAUGAAUUCCGUAAGCUUGAAUUAGAGACUGCAAGAUACGAACAGGAACUGCAGCAGAUGUCUCUACCUUCUAUACCGUCGAAUUCCUACAGAAAAGAACACCUAGUAAGUGACAUUGAGCAACAUAGGACUCUUUCUGUUUCGAAGGAGAGCAGCAUUAAUGUUCGAAGUUCAAGCAGCUUGAACACGGUCAUGACAACGGAUGUUAGAAUGAGAAAUGGAAGUACUGUUCCGGUGCCUUCAGCCAAUCGUGAUAUAAAUGAUGGUAAUAAUCAACUUUAUCAUGAAUGGCAAAAUUCUAUGAAGAACCGUGAAUCAAGAUUGGCUCAACGUUCGGGUCCUUUCGUGCAAGAUCAGAAGGGGAUUACAUGUAACUCGGUAGCUAUGACACCGCCCGUGGUCCCAGUUGCACCAAACGAUGAAGAGGAACACGUCACAAAAAAGGUAAAGGAUCGUGUCCGUGAAUUUAUGGCAUCUGAAGCAGCAAAAAGCGAAUCGCGAACAAUAAUUAGAGGCAACGGUAUGUCAAGUGCGCCUGCGACGCCCACUGCUAGCCGAAAAAAUAUCGAGGCCGAAUUUCAACAAUUUCGUGAAAUUCGAGCGCAAGAGCAGCAGCGUGGUCUGACUGGAGAAAAAUCGGUAUUGAAGCAAAACGACAAAAUACCCUCCCAGCCUAUCGGAAAUGUUUCUACAUCUAGAAUUCCCGUACCGCUUGUAAAAUUGUCGUCAUCUUCUACUAAAAAUGUUAUCCAGUCUUGCUCGGAGCAGGGCGACGAUUCGGUCGAAGUAAAAGUAAAUGUAGCAGCACUGAUCGCUACGCAUCAGGAGAAGCAACAGCUUCAAAAAUCCUCAUCCUUCACGUCUUCGAAUGUGCCAGUCAAAUGCAAGCCGAAAACUAUUGGCGUGAUAGUGGCAGUUCCGAGUGAGCUGCCUCAAAUUGCUGUUCCUCAACCUUUGCCGGGAGAAUUAACUGAAACAGCGGAAAUAAGCGUUAGCGAUAAAUGUCAACAGUUUGAGCAUAGAAUACGCCAAAAUUCGAUCGGUAACGAGGAGGGUCAGCAAACACGACAACGCCAACAACUAAAGGGCGUUUGGUCACCGUAUAAUCGUUCAACAGAGAUUCUUACGAAAGAGGAGCUCGCGGAGCGGUCAUCAAACAGUAGAGCAAGCGAACCGCUUCAGCCAGUCUGGGUGCCGCGUAGUGCACCACCAUCUCCAGCACCAGAACGUCGCGAAUUUCGGCCAAUCGGGUUUGAAUCUCCGACACCAAGCCGCAAAGUACUGGCGUCGCCCACUCCUGUAGCAGUAGCGGCUCCUUGGACUCAGCCCGGUUACUCUCCGCCACUUGCGGUUUCGGACUCGAAAUUCAAUCCAUCAUCUAACGCGUCGUCCUCGAUUCGUUGUAAUACCUCGACUUCGACACCACCGCAACCGCAGGGCCACGGGCAGCAAGUUCGAUUCGCUUCGCAACCUAGAUCAAUCGCUGGUGCAGUGCAGCAGGAACCAACGAUUAAUUCGCUACUUAAAUCGAAAGAUGGCAAAGCGGCAGUAGUAGAAGACGUUGAAAUGGCAGCAGACCGGCAAACGUCGGCGACAACCGUUACCAAAAGAACAACUAGCUCCAAUCAGCAACAGCAGUCAGGUGGUUCUUCGAACAGAAUCGUUGGUGCAGCAUCUCGGACAGGACACUCAUCUUCCGGAACGCAACACGAAGGCGUGCAGAAUCACAUGAUGCAGCAAACAGCGCAUAAAGUCGCGGGUAUUGGCCCUACCACAAGGGAAGGAAUGCCACUCACGUUAAGAUCAGAAAUCGAGGAAGGCAAUCGCGAUAAAUGGUAUAAACAAAUGUACCAAACCUUACACAAAGCUCACGAUGAUGACGAAUUUGUGACCGUGCGUUAUAAGACCCGUAGAGGUUAUCCUUAUAAAACGAGCGGCUACCAAUCGGAACCAGAACCGAAUUACGAUUCGGACUAUACGAUCAAGUAUAGCACGUUAGAUCGCAGGAGAACUCCGAUAGGAUUGAGCCCUACAAGCUAUAACAAAUUCAGCACUCAGCAGCAUCAAAGCACUCAGCACAACCAACCGAUAAAGUCUGGCAGUACGUCAUAUAAAAAUCAUCCUGGAAGGAUAGAGAAUUACACACCGGGCCGAUCGUCAAUUUCUGAAAAAGAGUCCAAAGCGUGGUGGGACGAAGUGAUGGACAUAUUCAACGGGCAAUUGGAACACCAGAAGCUUGCCACUAGUAAAACCUACACUGAAGGCAAUCUCUCCAGAGCCCUGAAAGAACAAGGGUACGAAAGUGACUCGACGCUGGUAUUUCGAAAACGGGAACCGCUGGCUAGUGCCGCUUUGAGCCCGGUGGAACAAAAGCAGUACUACAAAACCAUGCAGGCCGGUGGCGAGAUACCGCUUCAAGGGUUUCGUAAGCCCGCGCCAGAAAAACCAAAAGAGCCGCACCUCACGUUCCCAUCGCCCCCCAUGAAAGGAGCACCGACACCACCAUCACCGCCACCAAUACCCCUCCUUCCAUCGUCACCGAUCACAAUCAGUUCAAACGGCGCAGAAUCUCCACGUCGUUACAUAGAGAGCGAUGUCAACAUCCACUACAAAACACCGAUCCGGUUUGAGUACAAAGAACCGAUACCGGAUGAUGAGUUGGCAUACCGCCAGGCGGAGCAUAUGCGCCGUGUAUACCAAGAGGAGCGUCGUCGCAAGUACAUUAAUGAGCUGGAGGACAUGCACUCCAGACGGCAUGCGGACAACAUCCUACCGUCGCAAAAAUCACCGAUUCCGCUUAACCGGUACGAUGAUUUCGCCGCUGAUCUUUCGCCAAAACCUCUGCACCAACAGCAACAGAAAACAAUUGCGCGUGCGUUGUACAACUUCCAGGGUCAGAGUAUCAGAGAGCUAUCCUUUCGCAAAGGAGACAUUAUUUACCUGAGAAGGCAGAUUGACAAAAAUUGGUACGAGGGCGAACAUAAUGCUACCGUAGGUCUUUUGCCAGCCAAUUACAUUGAGAUUCUCACCAAGGAUAACGCUAAUUUGAACACUAAGCCACUGCCAAGAAAGCCUACCCGCGAGGGAAAAGCGCGUGCAAAAUUUAACUUCACUGCACAAACCGCCGUCGAACUUUCAUUGCUGAAAGGCGAGUUAGUUACACUUACACGGAGGGUGGACGAGAACUGGUUCGAAGGAAAAAUUGGUAACAAAAAAGGAAUCUUUCCUGUAUCGUAUGUAGAGAUACUAACGGAUAUCGAUGGCACCGAAAGCUAUGAAAUUGAGCCAAUUGUCAAAGCCGCAACACAAUCGUUCACUACGCACUAUGGCAGCACACAUAGCAAUGGACGAGUCUCCCCCGGGAUGGUGCGUGAAACGAAGACAGUACAGAAAACGGAAGUAUUACAUGUGGAUACAUCCAAUGAACCGAUAUCGUAUCGUGCACUGUACAACUAUAAACCGCAGAACACUGAUGAACUGGAGCUACACGAAGGAGAUAUUGUGUAUGUGUUGGAAAAAUGUGAUGAUGGCUGGUAUGUAGGUACAUCAGCGCGCACCGGCUGCUUUGGAACGUUCCCAGGAAAUUAUGUCAACAAACUGUGAGCUAUCGACAAAUAUGCUCGAGAAAAGAUUAUUUUCGCAGAAAAAUGCUAAAAAGCGGAAUAGUACUUGUGCCCUUAUUCACGCAUCCACUUAAGAGAGAAAGCAGCUAAGAUUCACAGACAAAAAGCAGCUAUGCAAUCCUUGCCACCUUAUUAAACACCGUCGAUUUUCGAAACAGCAAAGAGUUAUACCAAAAACAUAAUAACAAUUAUCAAAGUAGUACUUUGCUAGUCAUACUGGUAUUUAUCAUUUUAACAAGCAAUUGUUUGUUAAUCGUUCGUGAGAAAUGAAGCAAAUCGUUCUCAAACAACAAAACAGUGUUCUUAGAAAUUAACGCCAGAUAACGACAUAAUAGAACAUGUCGGCAUAAGUUGUGUAGUUAUUUCUCCUGUCUGUAUCGUCGCCCUGCUAAGCAAUUGAGAAUUUCUAGGAGAAGCGUGACCCUUAACAAAACGGAUGUGCCUUUAGGUAAUAGCUUAGGCAGCAAGGUAUUUUGGUAAAGCGCGACCUCAUCAAAUGCAGCGUUCGUAUGCCUUUGAUUUGCCAUCUGUAUCUUGAGUAGAUUUCAAAAAGAACACCAAUGAAAGACAAGUACAAUCAACGCUUGUUUAGAAUUUUGCUGUCGGUGGAACCAGAUCCAAGAUCACUUUACGAUAAUAUGUAUCGCCGAUGUUUCCAAUCGUUUUGCACAUUGUUUGCAGCUUUGUUUUUAGUGACAACAUUGAACCAAUACACUCUUUUUGCAAUUCUCAAUCUCAACCCUGUCUAGACAGGUACUAUUUUCACGACAAAUUAGGUUGAAGUCCGUAUAAACGAAUCUUAAUGGGACUUACCUGCCCUGUACUUUGAUAUACAUCAAGCAAUGUUUCGUGCCGUUCACAACAACUAACUCUAACCUCUAACAUCUAGUGAGAAUCAUGUUUACCGACACUUCAAUCAUAAGCAAUAAUAGCAGAAAUGCAUUGAAUCACAGGAACAGUAGCAACAGUAUGUCUUUUAACAGUUUUCGAAUGAUAAACCCGCGUGUCGCGACACUAAACGAACAUUUUCACUAAACUUUACACGUUAUACUAUUAGAGCAGCAAAUAGAGCGUUUAGCGUUUUACUGACACUCACUGCUAGCUGUUCUGUCGAAUGGUUAAAUAAAAAUGAAUUGAACUAGCAAACACCAGUUUAAAUUUAAACCUCCGUUUCUAUUCAAUAUCCGAUUUGUAUAAAUUAGAUAAUAUACAUGUGCGUUUUUGCAGUUCCUAAAUGUUUCGGGGAGUAUCAACAAAAAAAUAG